ACAUCAAGCAAAUUUCCAAGACAGGAAUCGAAUGUUCAGUGUGAGAGAUUGUGGUUUUUGUAAGAAAAUGUAGAAGUGGGAAAGGGUCUGAGUUGGCAAAUGGAACUAUCUUAGAUAUAUUUUUCAGGGCAUGCUGUGUCUUAUUGCUCUUCCAGAAACACGUCAUAACAAGUUGUGCAUCAAAGUUGCUAAUUGCCAAGGUCAUUUACUCCCAUCUUCCAGAAGCCCUUUAAUUUUUUUUUUAUUACAAAAAAGCAACAGAACUAUCAUUUCAAGAUGAUAUUUUUACAUGGAAAUGCACAGGACUCACAGAUAAUUUGUAGAACAAUUAAUCUAGACAAGCUAGUGACUAAAAGAUCUUUGUAUCUUAAGUCUUUGAGAGAAAAUGGAUCAGGGCUCAUUGGGAUAAGCAGGCCUUUAUUUUUACCAUGUUUAUCUACUCAGGAUUAGCACAAGACCUCCUGACUGCCCAAGCAUGUGGAUUCCAUCAGCAGAGAAAAUUUGGUGCUGAGAAUUUUAACCUUUUUUGUCAAUUUCGCGUCCUCCUACUACCAAGGCGCCAUUAGUCAGUGGUAUUUCACACUGCGUAUGUACCCUUGUGCCGGUUUCUUAUUGGCCAACUCAAGGAAGCUGGCCCAUUAGACUUGCCAUGCCUCCUCACCCGGAAUACGUGCCCACUUGGACUGGCCACCUCCCUACGCAGCGCUGGCUGGCGUCAGGGAGCAGGGUGGAGGUGAGCUGUCCCAACGUUUGUCGCAGUCAUUAUUGCUGUAAUGACUAGAAGCGUCCACUAGAUCAGCAGAGCGGGCGGUGCAACAGCUGAAGAAGGUGAAAAAGCCAAGAACGGUACACAACGUGCUGGACCGGCGACCGCUAACCAUCAAUCACUGAUACCAGGCCGGAGGCCGGAGCUCCCUCCACGGCCCCCCAGGGGCCCCCAUCCGGAGGCCCUCCACGGCCGGAAAUGCCACCGAGAAGCGCCCGCCCCUGGGUAGUCUAGAGCGGCCCGGAAGAGCUGGCGCGGCUCUGCGGAGCAGUGUGUAGGUGACGGGACGGUAGCAGAGCCCGCCUCUCCGCUCGGUGAUGGUCAUUGUUCUCCAGAACAGGGAUGGAGGAACUGUCAGCCCAAGAAGCCUCAGGAUCACCAAGGGUCCGGUUUCAGUCUUUGGAGACCCAGUCUGAGUGUCUCUCCCCAGAGCCUCAAUUCAUGCAGGACACCGACAUGGAGCAGGGACUCACUGGGGGAUUUCCAAUUUCCAAGCCUGAUGGGAUCUUCCAGCUGGAACAAGAUCUACAGGUCUUUGAUCUGGAAACUAAGAAUAGAGAAGUCUUAAGAGGUGACUGCUCAGAUGGAGAAACCAGAGACGAGAACAAGCUGUUGAUUCCUAAGCAGAAAAUUUCGGAAGAAGUACAUUCAUACAAAGUGAGAGUAGGAAGACUCAAACAGGAUAUUGUCCAAGUUCCUGAGACUAGAGAAGUAUAUAAGUCUGAGGACAGAUUAGAAAGGCUUCAGGAAAUCCUAAGAAAAUUUCUCUUCCUCGAAAGAGAGUUUAGACAAAUAGCAAUCAGCAAGAAAACCUUCACCAGUGAGAACAGUGAAUGUAAUGAACCUGAAAAAAGCUUCAGUCUGGAUUCUGCCCUUGAUACAGGGCACAGAGUUCUUAGAAUACAGAAUAUUGAUGACAGUAAGUAUGAUAUGAACUUCCAGAACUCAGCUGCUGAUAAACAUGAACACAUAAAUCUACAACAGAAUUUUCAGAAUAGUGAAUACAAAGAAAGCCCAAUGGAUCUCUCCCACCUUAAUAAAUGGGAGAGCAUUUCUGCCACUGAGAAAUCCUAUAAAUGUGAUACAUGUGGGAAAACCUUUCAUCAGAGCUCAGCCCUUACUAGACAUCAAAGAAUCCAUACCAGAGAGAAACCCUACAAAUGUAAAGAAUGUGAAAAAUCUUUCAGUCAGAGCUCAAGUCUCAGUCGACAUAAAAGAAUACACACUAGAGAAAAACCUUAUAAAUGUGAAGCAUCUGAUAAAUCCUGUGAAAAGUCUAAUAAAUCAUGUAGUCAGAGUUCAGAUGUAAUUCAGCAUAAGAAGAUUCACACCAAAGCCAAAUCUUACAAGUGUAACAACUGUGAAAGAGUCUUCAGUCGUAGUGUACACCUUACUCAACACCAGAGAAUUCACAGAGAGAUGCCCUGUAGGUGUACUGUAUGUGGCAGUGACUUCUGUCAUACUUCAUAUCUAGUUGAACAUCAGAGGGUCCACCACCAUGAAGAAAAAUCCUAUGAAUAUGAUGAAUGUGGCUUGGCCUAUGUUAAACAUCAAGGAAUUUGUUUCAGAGAAAAACCCUAUACAUGUAAUGAAUGUGGAAAAGACUUCAGAUUGAAUUCGCAUCUUAUUCAGCAUCGACGAAUUCAUACAGGAGAGAAAUCACAUGAAUGUAAUGAGUGUGGAAAAGCUUUCAGUCAGACCUCAUGCCUUAUUCAGCAUCACAAAAUGCCUAGGAAAGAGAAAUCAUAUGAAUGUAAUGAUUAUGAGGAAAGUUUCAGUCAUAGCUCAGAUCUUAUCCUGCAACAAGAAGUACUCACCAGAGAAAAAGUCUUUGACUGUGAUGCAUGGGAAAAGAACUUCAAUCAGAGAGCACAUCUUGUUCAGCAUCAACCAAUUCAUACCAAAGAGAAACCUUAUGAAUGCAGUGAACAUGAGAAGACAUUUAGUCAAGUUCAGUCCUCAUUCAACAUCUGAGAGUUCACACCAGGGUGAAGUCAGUAUGUACUGCAUGGUAAAGUUUCAGUCAGAGCUCAGACUAUAUUCUAAGGUGGAAUUCUUGAGACAGACCCUCUGAAUGUGAUAAAUAUUGGGAAGCUUUUAGUGUUAAACUCUUAAUUGGCUCCUGCAAUCCAUACCGGUGAGAAAAGCUUUGAAUAUGUCAAAUGGGGUAUAUUCAUGCUAUAUUCAUUCCUUACUCAUAAUUGGGGAAUUUGUACUGGAAUAAAAUUCCAAUAUGUAAAACAAUCAGUCAAAGGAACUACCUUGCUUCAGUACCAGAUUCAUGUCAUGCAGAAAGCCUAUGAGUUUAAUAAAUGCAUGUAUGACAGGAAAUUCAGUUUUAACUCAAUGCUCAUUCAACAUCUGAGAAUUACCCAAAAGUCAUUUGAGUCUAGUAAAUGUGGCAGAUCUUUUUAGUAAGAUUCAUCAAGUCUUAAUUGUAAUCAAAAUAUACCUGAUCACAAUGCAGGUGAAGAAAUUUGCCUCUGUAUUUAAGACUUUACCCCAUAUUAAAGUAGUGGAGAGAAAAUUGUUACAACUUAUGUAUGAAAUUGUUAAUACUUAGUCCCAGUCAUUUUCAUUGCAGAAGAAUCUAGUCUCAAAAAUAACUUGGAAUGCCGUCCUGUAUCUUCAUCUCUUUAUUUAGUAUGUGUCCUAAGUAUGUAUAUUUUAUUUAUGGAACUCAUUUAAGCUGUUUUCAUUUUAAUAUGGCCUAUGCACAUUUGUAUUCAUCCUGCAAUUUGUUCUUAUUCACAGCUUCCUAAGAUAUUCCUAGUAUACCUUAAAGCAUAUACCAACAUCUGAAAAGUAGUUCAUUUAGCUUUCUCUGCUAUUCCUGACCCAAAUUGUCUCUGAAACAGAUUCUUAGGCCUGCUCUUUUCUGAGGACCCCACAUUCCAAUUUCUUUAUAGCCACAACUAUUAGAUUCCUGCAUUCCUUUAUGAACCUGAAGAUGGUAGUUUCCUAGUUUUAAGUUUGUCACUAACAGGUAUGCCAUUCCUAUUUGAUAUUGCUGGUCUGGUAUCUUCUUUCCUACAGUGAAGCAUCUUUUAAAGAUUUGGAUUUUCACCUCCAGCCCAUCCGUAAGUAUGGAAGAUGUGGUCUUCCUGAGUUUGUGGCACACACCUAAAUAUUUUCAAGCGAUGUCCAAGUUUAUAGCUGCUUUGUCUGCAUCAAUAAGACUUCUGGUGGCCUAGCUGCACUCAUUCUGUGCCUGUUCUGCAUGGCUAAAUUUAGAGUUCUCAUAUGCCUCUAUUGAAGGCCAGAAAAAUGCUCAGGUCUUUUUUUUUCUAGGUCUGUUUUGAUAGGACAAACACUAAGAACACAUAAAAAAACAAAAACAAAACAAAAACAAACUUUGUAUACGUACAAAAGAACCCCUUCAUACAGAAAAAAGCACUACAAUGUAGAACCCAGAAAACUUGCAAAGUGAAAUAAAAUGUGUUAUUUUUAUGUAUCUAGAGACAAUAUUUUAAGAGAGCAUUACAUCUGUACCUGCUAAAAUGUAACUAUUUGGACUCCUCCUUUAUCUGUUCAGACCUCUCCCCAGCUCCCUUAAUCGAUUCAGGGCAGUAUUUGAACUGUGGGGCCUUUGUGUGUAAUGAUUGUGCAUCAUGCUUUUGUUUUGCUUUUGAGAUAGGUCUCACUUUGUUGUCCAGGCCGGCCUUGAACUUCUGG
Molecule: messenger RNA, 4441 nt
Organism: Octodon degus (degu)
Lineage: Eukaryota; Metazoa; Chordata; Mammalia; Rodentia; Octodontidae
Gene: Znf655
Product: zinc finger protein 655
Exons: 4
Coding region: 1109-2740 (543 amino acids)
Biological process (GO): regulation of DNA-templated transcription
Source: RefSeq, a predicted model, not a curated record